AUGUCUAAGGAUGGUCUCUGCCAGAGGAACUUAAGCAACAUGGAGAAACAAAAAGGUUGGGAUAGAGAAGUCAUAGGAAGUGUCGGAAUUUCUUCCGCACCACCUGAUAAUGUUUGCCUGCUAAAUGUAAAUUUGGAAGAUGAGAAUGACAAUGAUACGGCCAGUGAUUCAGAACUCAAUCAAGCAAACAUUGCCAGUAUGGUAAAGGAGAUGAACUUGGUUUCCUUACAGAAGUUUGGAGGCAUCCAAGGAGUAGCAAAGGUUCUACAUACAGAUUUGAACAAAGGAAUUGAUGAACGAAACCUACGCAUCUAUACAGCCAACUCACUCUCCCCAACAGAUCAGGCUAGUCCUGGGCGCGGUUUCAUAAAAAUUCUUAUAGGAAAUCUCAAUGAUGUCUGCAUUAUCAUUCAACUCACCAUGGGGGCAGCAUUGGCUAUUAUCUUUGGUGCUAUUUUUCGCCAAGAGGGUGCUUGGGAGAUCGGGAUCAUCAUCAUUGUUUCCGUUAUUUUUCUACUUGUGCUUCCUCCUUCUCUAGAUGAAUUCUUAUCUGAAAAGAUCACAAUGAUUUCAGGACAGGAAAUACCAUUGGGCAUUCAACGAGCAAAAGUUUAUGUCAUCAGAGGGCAGGGACUGAGACAGGAAGUACACAUCGGGGAUAUCUUCGUGGGUGACAUAGUAUGCCUCGAGGAGGGGUAUCGAGUCCCUGCAGAUGGCAUGUUGGUGUCUGGUGAAUUCCUAAAACUAGAUGAUGGUUCUACCAUAGAUGAUCAGAAGCCAUUUCUCUUCUAUGGUGCAAAGGUUAUUGAUGGAGAAGGUCGCAUGCUAGUUACAUCUGUGGGCAAGAACACGAGAUUGGGUCAUUUGAUGAGCCAGGUAACCCAUUUCCCUGACAAGAUCCCCGGUGCUGUGGCUAUUUACAAGGUGAAUACUAUAUCCCAAAUAAUGGGGUUGGUAUUCACUUUUCUCAUCGCAACAGUACUUUUCAUCCGUUUUAAGCUUGGAGAUGAAGAUGUCCAGUCUAACAUACCAGUGCUUAAGGCGAAAACAACUAUGUUAAACAAAGUAAUCAACAAGAUUUCCAUGAAUGCCAAUGGAAUAAUAAAGAUCUUUGCUACGUCACUAGUUGGAAUAAAGGGAGGAAUGCCAUUGGUAAUCAGAUGCGCCAUUGUUUGGAGGAUGAAGAAGAUAUUAUCUGAUAAGGCCUAUAUUAAGAGACCUUUGGCAUGUCUUACCAUGGGUUCAGUCUCUACUAUCUGCAUUAACACCAUUGGUCUAGAUCAUGUUGCAGUUGACGAGGACAUGAAUGGAAUAAGAAAAGCUAUAGAAUGUUUAAAAAAUGUUGGUAUAAACGUCAUAUUGGUUUCAGAAGAUAUUGUGUCGGUUUCAGCUGACAUAGCUAAGAAUUUUAGCAUGCUUCUUGGCUCGAAUGGAUUGGUGCUUGAAGGUAAAGAGUUUCGAAAUUACAGUGAUGAAGAGAGGAUGAGUAAAGUCGAUCGCAUCAAAGUCAUGGGAUGCUGCUCACCUUCUGACAAGCUCCUUCUGGUGCAGUGUUUAAAGGAAAAGGGCCACGUAGUGGCAAUGGUUGGGGGUAGAACAAAUGACGUUCCAGCAUUGGCAGAAGCAGAUGUGGGGAUUGUGAUGAAGGCCAAUAGCAGUGAAAUGGCCAGUGGAAGUGCUGACAUUAUCAUCAGAGAUUCCAAUUUCGGUUUAAUGGUCGCAGACGUUGUAAAGCUGGGAAGGAGUAUAUAUAAAGGCACUCGGAAGUAUGUCCCAUUUUUGCUCACCAUGAGUGUUGUAGGGCGGCCGUUGAUGACUACCAUCACAGCCUGUUCUUUGGAAUAUUUUCCAAUUUCAAUAAUUGAACAACUAUUGGCGAACUUUUUUGUGAGUUUUCUAAGUGCCCUUGCAUUGCUAACUGAGCCACCAACAGAGGAACUGAUGAAAAAGUGCCUAAGGGUACAUACAACAACAUUUUUCAACAAGGCAAUGUGGAGAAAUCUUGUCUUGCAAGUUAUUUACCAGACUACCAUCUUAGUUAUGUUCCAAUUCAAAGGCCAAGCCAUCCUGAACAUCAGCCAGAAGGUUAGUAAUACUAUUAUCUUCAACAGCUUUGUAAUUUGCCAAGUAUUUAACCUAUUCAAUGCAAGGGAGAUGGAGAAGAAAAACGUGUUCAGGGGUGUUCUUCAUAACGGAUGGUUUUGGGUGGCUGUGACUGGUAUUCUGGCAGUCCAGGUGAUUAUUUUGGGGAUUGAAACUCGCUCCGUUAGCAACCCAAUAUGGAAUUUGGUGCCGUGGGUCGUCCCUUGUUUAAUUGGAAUGGGGAUGUUGGCUAUUGAUUGGGCUUCAAAAUUUAUAUUGGGCUUCAUCAUGGAUUGA
This is a messenger RNA of Juglans microcarpa x Juglans regia, 2379 nucleotides long. RefSeq names its product putative calcium-transporting ATPase 13, plasma membrane-type. Gene Ontology annotation, cellular component: intracellular membrane-bounded organelle; membrane. The record is from RefSeq and is a predicted model, not a curated record. The transcript is spliced from 2 exons. The coding region runs from base 1 to 2379 and encodes 792 amino acids. NCBI's taxonomy places the organism in Eukaryota, Viridiplantae, Streptophyta, Magnoliopsida, Fagales, Juglandaceae. Gene Ontology annotation, molecular function: ATP binding; P-type calcium transporter activity; ATP hydrolysis activity.